Messenger RNA from Sparassis crispa, 1872 nucleotides. RefSeq lists its product as hypothetical. The record is from RefSeq and is a predicted model, not a curated record. Bases 1 to 1872 code for a protein of 623 amino acids. The transcript is spliced from 6 exons. NCBI's taxonomy places the organism in Eukaryota, Fungi, Basidiomycota, Agaricomycetes, Polyporales, Sparassidaceae.
AUGCUGGCGAGAUUUGUAAUUUUGACGGAGCAUCAGCCCAUACUCUCUGAGAAGCUGCGGUCUUAUGACACGGCAGAUGCCAAGGGACGCAAGACUCUGGUUCAGAGCUUGCACCAGAAGCUGAAGACACAGUUUGUCGACACGUCAAAUUAUGAUGACAUCAUUGUGGAAACUUGGCUCAAUAACCACGCCCGCCAUGCACAGGAGAAAGCGACGAAAAAGCGUAUGCAUGUUUCUGGCAAGCCCAAUGCCUUCAAGGUGUGGGAUGCGCUGGAGAGGGACAAGGUGACUGAGGCCGCGCGAGCACUCACGGCAGAUAAGGGUUGCAAUGUCUCCAAGGUGUGGAGAGUCGCACGAAGUGCCAAAUGGGCAAAACUGUCCGAGGAGGAGCAGAAGGUGUAUGAGGAAAAGGCGGAAAGUUGGCGCAAUGGCACUCUGGAUGAUAAGAUGAAAAUGAAGCUGAGGGAGCAGCGAAUGAUGCAAUAUCUGAAGAAGUUUGCCAAGACUAUGUGGGACACCAUGGGCAUUCGCAUGGCAUUCAUGCUAGCAUAUCCGAAGGAAGCGGGGAGUCUGAAGGUAGAGAUGGUGGAGGUCAACCACGCCAUCACCAAUGGAACUCCAUUCGGGGCCUAUCCUGGGUGGCUGCGUGCUUACCAGCCUCUAGCAAAGGUGUUCUCUGAGUGGGCCAAAGGCGAAUACGGUGUGACUGAGACUACGGUGACGGUGAAGAAGACACCUGCCGAUUGCAUGCGGGCCAUGGACAAGAUUCGGUUGACGGCCAACGGUUUUCCUCUGCUCCCCUCGGUGCCUGAAGGUAUGGUGGAAGCGCCUCUCAAGGUGAUGAAGGUACAAGUUCGAGACUUCAUGAAUCAUCACUACGCAUUGGCGAAGGGUGUUCGGAACUGCAAGUCGCCAUGGACGAAGCUGAACAGCAUAGACAACAUCAAUGAGGUUAUUCCAGCAGAGAUGCUACCUGAGAACUUCCAGUGGAUCGAUCCCUCAAAGAUGACAAGUGUUCCCAUUCGUGCCCUCCUCGACCACUGGCGGGCAUGCCAAGAGGAGCAUGGACCUGAGCAGACCAUGCGAUUCACCCAGUACUUCGACAAGGAUGGCGAAGCUGCUCCCGCCAAGUAUGAUCCUCUUCCACCACUUGACGGAUCAGCACAGGCAUUAGAAGAAGGAUCUGAACAUGAGGUCCAAGAAGCACUCACACCUAAGAAGGCGGGGAAGGUGAAGAAGAAGGGUAAACCUGUGCGCAAGGUCACGGGAAAGGCGGCAUCGAAAGCGACAAAGGGCAAGGCGGCCCCUGGCGGAGCCAAAGGCGGUGGGCAUAAACGCAAGACGAAAGAUGCAUACGACUCGGAAGAUGAUGCCAGAAGCAGCCAAGACUCUGAUCGGAGUUCGCCAGAUAUACCCAGCAUGGCUUCCGAAGAAGAUACGGCCAGCGAUGAAGAUUCAGGGGAUGGCGAGAGCGUGAUUGCGAAUAAAGUGAAGGGCAAGGCAGUCGCCACCACCAAUGGACGUAAGGCUAACAAUGGCGGUGCACCUCAAGCGAGUGGUAGCGGCGGUGCCAAGAUGAAGGCAAAGCGAGGUCUCCAAGACCUUCCUCUGGGCGAACUGCACAGAUUUGACACAGAGGAGACCGAUGAAGCAUCGAGUGAACUGGAGCCCAGUACAAAGGAGCUCAGGCUUGAGCUUCAAGGCCGAGCCCCACGUCUCACUGGCGGGAGUACUGUGGGGAGUACUGUGCCCCACCUCGUGAAAAGGAGAGACGUGUUUCUCGCCACCCUUUCCGUCGAACCGCGAUACCAGGAUAUGCUGAAGGAAGUCAAGAUUGCGACUGUGGUGAGCUCCUCUCGUGGGGAUUCAUAG